GGGUGCCUAUACUGAAUGGGAGGGAGGAGGAGCCAAGCGGCCACUGGGCCCAAAAGGCAGUGGGAAGGGAAAGGAAAGAUAAAACUUAUUCAAGGUGGGGCUGCUGCAGCCGAGCGGGAACCGUCUUUGGUCAUCCCUCUUCCUGUCUCGGUGACUUACAGUAGUACACUGGUCCGACUCCGUCGUCGGCCGACUCCGGACUCACUCGACUGUUCAACGGCUCGGCUCAUUGACUCGACAGGUCCCGUUGCGCUAACAUCUAUCUUGGGUCGAUUAAGAGUGAUGAUGUGCCUUCACAUCUUAGCAUCUUUCCUGGCCAUCGCCAUCUCAGGAGGCAUUGUCUACCGAAGGAGAAGCGGAAGAUGCACUAGCAAGAAGCUUCUUCACAAUGAGACUGUCAUCAUCACAGGGGCAUCAGCAGGGAUCGGGAAGGCGACAGCCCACGACCUGGCCAGAAGAGGCGCUCGGGUGAUCAUGGCUUGCAGGAACCUGAUCAAAGCUCAGCGAGUUGCUGAUAUCAUAAAGUCAGAGACGGGUAAUCCUCAGGUGAUCGUGGAAGAAUUAGACCUAUCUGAUCUAGAAUCUGUCCGGCGUUUUGCAGAAAACAUCAAGAAGAAAGAAAAGUCACUUAAGGUGUUGAUCAACAACGCUGGAGCAGGUGUCAGCACAAGGCAGAUGUCGCCUCAGAAUCUGGAAUUGACGAUGGCAACCAAUCAUUACGGCCACUUCCUACUGACUAACCUACUCUUGGAUCUUCUGAAGGCCAGUGCCCCAAGUCGUAUUGUGACAGUCUCCUCGAAGCUGCACGGUGUCGCAAAGGAGAUGGACGUUGACAAUCUCAAUUUCACAAACGCCAAAGAGUACUCUCUCCUGGCUGCUUAUGCCCAGUCCAAACUCUGUAACAUUCUCUUUACGAAGGAACUUUCCCGAAGACUUGAGGGAACAGGUGUAACUGCUAACUGUCUGCAUCCUGGAGUGGUGGCAACCGAGGGGUUCCACAAGGUAGGCACUUUGAGAGGAUACAUUUACAGCGCACUAGCACAAGUUGUUGGGAAGGAUUGUUUGACAGGAGCUCAGACAACCAUCUAUUUGGCGGUAUCAGAUGAAGUGAAAGACUCAUCGGGGAAAUACUUCGUGGAUUGCCAGCAGGAAUCCACGUGUUACCAACAAGCAGAGAACGAGGAUCUGGCCAGAAGGCUCUGGGACGUCAGCGAGAGAGACGUCAGUUUGGAGGCGAGAGAGAAAUUCUGCUGAAUUCUCCCUCUGUGCUUAGAGAGAAUUCAAACCUUCCUGGUGUGCCAAAGUUUCCCCUCAAGUCUUCGCUCACUAUAUCGCUUAACUUAAUUGUUAUCUAAAUAUGUGUUAUAUUAUUGAAGAAUUAACGAUUAUUUUGUUUGCUACCUACAUGUCUUAUAUUAUUGAAUAAACGAUUAUUUUUUAAGAAUAAAAAUCUCAAUUUCG
Molecule: messenger RNA, 1461 nt
Organism: Macrobrachium nipponense
Lineage: Eukaryota; Metazoa; Arthropoda; Malacostraca; Decapoda; Palaemonidae
Product: retinol dehydrogenase 13-like
Exons: 9
Coding region: 16-1254 (412 amino acids)
Source: RefSeq, a predicted model, not a curated record